Molecule: messenger RNA, 1190 nt
Organism: Lactuca sativa (garden lettuce)
Lineage: Eukaryota; Viridiplantae; Streptophyta; Magnoliopsida; Asterales; Asteraceae
Molecular function (GO): oxidoreductase activity
Source: RefSeq, a predicted model, not a curated record
UCUCACUUGUUUUCUUCCCCUUUUUCCUAUAUAUUUCUACACCAUUUCCAAACCACUUCAUACCUUUUUUUUCCUUUCCAAUUCUUCUAAAUUUCAAACCCCAGGACCACAACCACAAAACCAUGACCAAUCAAAGCGUUUCUUCAAAAUUGGAGCCAUGGCAUGAUUUGUCCGGGAAGGUUGUGAUGGUGACCGGAGCGUCGUCAGGGCUCGGCCGAGACUUCUGUAUAGACCUGGCGAAAUCCGGCUGUAGAAUCAUUGCGGCGGCGCGCCGGAUAGACAGGCUCGUGUCUCUCUGCGACGAGAUAAAUCAACUUGGACGAAACGGCGGUGCUGUUACACCUGGUAACUGUGAGAUCGCCGACGAUGUUAGGGCGGUGGCGGUGGAGCUUGAUUUGAGUGGUAAGGGCCCCGCCAUUGAGGCCUCCGUGAAAAAGGCGUGGCAGGCAUUUGGGCGUAUCGACGGUUUGAUUAAUAAUGCUGGGGUUAGAGGUAAUGUCCAGAGUCCAUUGGAGUUGACCGAAGAAGAAUGGGAGAGUACAACAAGAACAAACUUAACCGGAACAUGGUUGGUGUCAAAAUACGUAUGUAUACGUAUGCGUGACGCGCAUCACGGAGGAUCAAUCAUCAACAUCUCAUCAAUUGCGGGCCUUGACCGUGGUCAACUCCCCGGUGGUCUCGCUUACGCCACUUCAAAAACGGGUGUUGUCACGUUGACCAAGGUGAUGGCUAUGGAAAUGGGAGCGUAUAAGAUUAGGGUGAACUCGAUUAAUCCGGGGCUUUUUAGGUCGGAGAUCACGGAGGGCUUAAUGGAAAAAGACUGGCUGAAUAAUGUGGCUGAAAGAACAGUUCCAUUAAGAACAUUUGGAACAGCGGAUCCAGCCUUGACUAAACUUGCGAGGUAUCUGAUCCAUGACUUGUCACGAUACAUCAGUGGCAAUGUGUUCAUAGUUGAUGCGGGUGUUACCCUACCGGGUGUCCCGAUUUUCUCUUCACUUUAGAUCCGGAGAGUAAUAAUAGUUUAAAGCAAAUUUAUGGGGGAGUUUAUUUGGACGUUUAAUUGUAAAUAAAAGUUGGAAAAUUGUUGAAGUUUGAAUUUUGUUCGUAAAAGAGCGUAGAAGGUAGUGGAGGUUAUUGGUUUUAUUAUGUAUUUCUUAAUUAAAAUGUCUAAUUGAAAUAUGGUUUGAUAA